AUUUUGGGUUUUUUGGGGUCGGUAACGGGUCUGUCCCCAGAGCGGUGCCGGUUACCGGCGCUCACCGGCCGCUGCCGCGCCUCCAUCCCGCGCUGGUUUUUCAACGCCUCCGCCGGGAGCUGCGAGAGUUUCGUGUUCGGCGGCUGCGGCGGCAACCGGAACAACUUCGGGAGCGAGCGGGAGUGCCGGGAGAGCUGCGGGGGGAGCGCUCCUUCCGGCCCUGCCCCCGCCAAUUCCACCUCCGCAGAGCCGUGCUCAGCGCCGCCGGUGACCGGCCCGUGCCGCGCCGCGUUCCCGCGCUGGUACUACAGCCCCGAGGAGAAAUCCUGCCGGGAAUUCACCUACGGUGGCUGCCGGGGCAACGCCAACAACCACCGGGACGAGCAGGAGUGUCUGCGGCGCUGCCGGCCCCGCCCAGAUGAUCUCGGCGCCGAGUUCCGGAGAUUCUUCUCUUCAAAAGGGGCCGUUUUUGGGGGGCUGCUGGCCCUGGGCGCCGCCCUGGGCUCAGUUCUCAGCCUCGCCCUUCGCCGCUGCCGCCGGACGCCCCGAGCGCCGCCGAGCCCCGAGGAUCGCGAGUGCCUGAUGAAGGAUCCCUACCCUGCCUGAGACCCCCCAAAAACCCCCAAAACACCCCAAAAAUAGCCCCAAAAAAUCCCCCAAAAACAUCACCCCGACCCCCCUCCUGAUAAUGAUCCGUGCUCUGCCCCCUCCGGGUGAUUUUUAGUGAUUUUUGUAGGGAAAAGAAAGAAAAAAAAAUCAGAAUUUGGGGAAAAGAGGGUGGGAAUCCACAACAACCCCCCAAAAAAAACCCAAAAAAAUUCCCCAAAAAUAUCCCCAAAAAAUCCCCCAAAAACAUCACCCCAACCCCCCUCCUGAUAAUGAUCCGUGCUCUGCCCCCUCCGGGUGAUUUUUAGUGAUUUUUGUAGGGAAAAUUUAAAAAAUGGGGAGAAUUUGGGGAAGGGUGGGAAUCCCCAACAACCCCCCAAAAUACCCCAAAAAAUCCCCCAAAAAAUCAAAAAAAAAUCCCCCCAAAAAUCCCAAAAAUUUCCCCCAAACCCCCUCCUGAUAAUGAUCCGUGCUCUGCCCCCUCCGGGUGAUUUUUAGUGAUUUUUGUAGGGAAA
Messenger RNA from Oenanthe melanoleuca, 1121 nucleotides. RefSeq names its product serine peptidase inhibitor, Kunitz type 2 (gene SPINT2). NCBI's taxonomy places the organism in Eukaryota, Metazoa, Chordata, Aves, Passeriformes, Muscicapidae. The annotation marks the transcript as partial. Gene Ontology annotation, molecular function: serine-type endopeptidase inhibitor activity. The transcript has 5 exons. The record is from RefSeq and is a predicted model, not a curated record.